AUGGAUACACAUGAUGGUUCAACAGAAAAAGAGAAGAUUGCUGUGUUUCUGGAAUCUGGCAGAGUUUAUAGAAUCUCAGAAGCUGACCUUUUGCUGAAAUCUCUGAGGAAGCUUGAACACUUUCACUACAUGCUGAAAAUUAAGAAUGAAGCUACUCAGAGAUGGUCUGAUCUGAUGAGGAAGACUAUCCAAGAGAAAAGAAGAUUCUAUGGGAUAAAGUCUGACGAAGAAUACACUACAAAGAUAGCUCAAGAUGAUGGUUCUGAGAUUGAUAUGCAGAAGAAUAGAUCUGUCAUGGAGACUAUAGCUGGAACCAGACUUUUGGGUUACAACAAUGAUGCAGACAGACCUAGGGUCAUUCAGCUGGGAGAUGCUAUGGCCAGAAGCAAGUUAAAUGCUUUGAGAGCAGCUAUCUAUCAGACUGGGGAAGAUAAUGAAGAACUCAAGAAUGUUAAAGCCCAGAUGAUACAGACCUUGAAGCUGAAAGAAGAAAAUCUGAUAAACCAGGAGCACUUUGACAAUGAACAUCUGGACGAAAAUGAUGAGAACUUAACAGAAAACACAAACUCUGAUACCGAUUCAUCAAACUCUGAUAAUUCUACAUCAGAAAAUCAUGAGAAUACAUCUUCAGGGGGAGCAUCACAAACUCAGAAUGCUCAUGAAGACAGCAUGAAUCACGGGGGAGAAGCAUCAGAGAAUCAGAAUGACACUGGAAAUAGCAUGGAUUAUGGGGGAGGAUCAAAUUCCAGAAUCAAGGACAAGGGAAAAUCUCUAGCUGAAGAAACUGAGAAGUUGGACAAUGAAGAGAGCUCAGAAUCAAGCAAAGGAAAAGGAAAAGAAGUGGCUGAUUCUGGAGAAGAAAGUGAUGGGAUUGAUGAGCACUUGGCCUUCUUAUCAAGAAGAUUCUCCAAACUAAAAUUCAAGAAGAACUUCAAUCCUGCAAAAUCUUUUAAAGGCAAUUCCAAGCCUGACAGAAGCAUGGUGGAUAGAUCCAAAUUCAAGUGCUUCAAUUGUGGAAAUGCAGGCCACUUUGCAAAUGAAUGCAGAAAGCCAAAAGCUGAGAAGAGGUCCAAUGAACAUGUAGAUUACAAAAAGAAAUAUUAUGAACUUCUCAAGCAAAAAGAAAGGGCAUUCAUUACAAAGGAUGAUUGGGCAGCUGGGAAUGAUUCUGAUGAAGAAGAAGAGUUUGUCAAUCUUGCUCUCAUGGCCAACUCCACCGAUCAGGAGGAAAACACUGGAAGCAGUAGUCAGAUAUUAACUGCAAACUUAGUAGAGUUAACUAAAGAUGAAUGUAAUGCUACCAUCAAUGAAAUGUCUACUGAAUUAUAUCAUUUGCAUGUCUCUUUAAAGUCUCUUACUAAGGAAAAUAGUAGAAUUAAGGAAGCUAACACCUUUCUCAGUGAUAGAAACAGUGCUCUAGAAACUCAAUUCAUUGAAUUUGAGAAGCUGAAGAUUGAAUGUCAAACAACCAAAGAUGACCUUUUGGCUGUCUUAAAGAGAGAAGAGAUCAUAAGAAAACAGCUGGAUAAGGAACAAGAAAUCAUUGCCAAAUGGAAAUCUGGGAGAGAUGUUUACACUAAUAUCAUUAACAUGCAAGGAAGAGAAACCUUUGUUGAGAAUGAAUGGAAAAGGAACAAGAAAGCUCUUGAGAUCUCUGAGGAUAGCUCAAGUGAUGAGAAUACUGAUGAUGAUCAUCAGUUGAAAACCAAAACUUCAACUGAUGAAAGUCAUCAGUUGAACAAAGACUCAUCAGUUGACAAAAAGGUCCUCAAGAAACUUAAUAAGAAAUAUGGUCCUGUUAAGAGGAACUUUGUUAAAGGUGAGGAGAGUCCUUCUAAGACUAGUGAGAGUGUGAAUAACAUUCCCAAUUGUAGUAACAAGACCAAGAAGAAAUUGGAUGCUAGUGAGACUAAAUCAGAAGAGACUAAAAAGAAAAAAGGGAAUUGA
Molecule: messenger RNA, 1947 nt
Organism: Daucus carota subsp. sativus
Lineage: Eukaryota; Viridiplantae; Streptophyta; Magnoliopsida; Apiales; Apiaceae
Exons: 3
Coding region: 1-1947 (648 amino acids)
Molecular function (GO): nucleic acid binding; zinc ion binding
Source: RefSeq, a predicted model, not a curated record